AUGGCUGCCAACACGCAGUCGGACAGCAAUGCAGCCUCUCCAGGCGACCACGAACUUGAGGUCAUGGCGGACAGUAAACCCAGCCUCCCGGUGGAGGAUGAUAUCAUGCAGCUGGCGCGACUGGGUGAGAUUGGAGCUAUACAGAAACUCUUCGACAGCGGCAAGUUCGAUGCGACAUACAAGGACGAGCAGGGCAUAACGCCGCUACAUUGGGCGGCUAUCAACAAUCACCACGCUCUCUGCCACUUCCUCAUCCAAGCCGGCGCGCCCAUCAACGCAAAGGGCGGCGAUGCUGUCGCGACACCCGUGCUCUGGGCUGCAAAGCGUUGCAACUACUACAUCGUCAAUCUCCUCCUCGACCACGGCGCCGAUCCUCUCCUCACCGACGACCAAGGCUUCAAUCUCCUGCACAGCGCGACACUCGAUGGCAACGUGUACCAGAUUGUCCUGCUACUACACCAAGACAUACCCGUGGAUAUCGCAGAUCCGCAGAGUCACACCCCGCUCAUGUGGGCGGCAUACAAGGGCUAUCCGUCUUGCGUGGAUCUGUUUCUCCGGUGGGGUGCCAACGUAUAUGCGACGGACGACCAGGGCUUCACUGCAUUGCAUUGGGCGCUCGUAAAGGGCAGCCAGGGAUCAAUACAGAAGCUGCUCGAGUACGGAGCGGACCGAUUCGCCAAGAACAAUGAUGGCAAGACACCAGAGGUCACGGCACAGGAGAUGAAUACCACCCGGCAAUGGCGUCGCGCUCUAAUGGAAGCUGGCUUUGACAAAAAUGGAAACGCGCGGCAAUUCCCCAUCCCGGGUGUCAAAGACACGAGGUGGUUCCUAAGCCGGUUCAUUUUCUUCUGGCCAUUUGCCAUUCUGUUCGUUGCGCUUUCCCUUGUUAGCCAUCUGCCAGCGUUUCUCGGCAUACCAUUGGCCGUGAUUGUUGCGUAUGUUAUGCAAUGGGCAGCGCAAAGGUUGUUGCGCUGGGGCCCCUCGAACAUGCGAAGCAUACAUCAUACUCCUUUCCUAGCCGGUAUUUUCGCUGGCACACUUUUCUGGGUCGGUGCACGUUGGGCAACGACUGUAUUACCAUGGACGAUACGAACGAGCUUUCUUCUUAACUUCCUAUUCGCGGCGUUUUACGCAUCCACGGCCUAUUUUUACUUCUUCACCAUGACCACUGAUCCCGGCUUCGUACCUAAGUCGGCGAGCAGAAGUGCGUCCAAGGCGGUUAUUGAUGAGCUCAUGGAGCUACGACAAUUUGAUGAACACCAUUUCUGUGUGAAUUGCAUGGUGCGGAAACCCUUGCGCAGUAAGCAUUGCAAGCGCUGCGAGCGCUGCGUCGCGAAGAGUGAUCACCAUUGCCCGUGGGUUAACAACUGUGUGGCGAACAACAAUCACAGACAUUUUGUUCUCUACGUACUGUCUUUGGAGCUCGGUAUUGUCAUGUUCAUCAGGUUGGCACUCGCUUACUUGGAGAUACGUGACGCACCCACGGAAUACCCUAAAUGCGCUGUCAUCUCACCAGAGCUUUGCAAAGUCCUCAACAAAGACCCUUUCACAAUUGUGCUCUCGAUAUGGGCAGCUUUCCAGCUGACUUGGGUCACCAUGCUUCUCUGUGUCCAGCUGCUUCAGAUUGCGCGGAACCUGACAACGUACGAGAGCAUGCGUGGUCAUCUCCAUGGCGCUACACCCGCAGAUGCACUCAACUCCUUUGUUACGACCGGCGACACCAGUCAAGAUGUAUCUGGCGGUGCCGGCAGCGCACCAACAAACGGGUUUGGCUCUGGCCAAGACACGGGCGACAUCCCUCGGCGUCCUCAACCCAAAGCCUCCAUCUGGGACCAGUGGAAGCGUCUCCUUGGAAUCGACACGUUCCUCACCAUCGCUCUCCACGGAAGUCAAGGAGAGCAAAUACGGCGGCAAAGAAGAGGGAACCCCUUUUCACGCGGCAUCGUUACGAAUUGCAAAGAUUUCUGGUUGCUGACUUUGGUAGACGCACCGGACCAUUCUGAGCAAACCCAUGGGCCCAUGGCCGAGUACGAUGCGCGUGUUGAGUCCGGACGACUCCGAGACGACGAGCACCAACGCAACAUCAUCAAGAACCUGCAAGAUCUCCACGAUAUGCUGAAAUCCUACACGCAACCACCAGUUCAACAACCUACCAUCGAGUCCCUACAGCCGCCCAAGAAGUCGUUCUUCUCCUUCCUUACGUCGUCCAACUCCGUGGGGUCGGCCCUACCACCCAUACCCGAUUCGCUGCCAAAGGGCAUGUACAUGUUUGGCGAUGUAGGCAGUGGGAAGACAAUGAUGAUGGAUCUGUUCUAUGACACUCUACCGCCGAACAUCAAGAGGAAGACAAGGAUACAUUUCCACGCGUUUAUGCAGAGCGUACACAAGGAUUUGCACAAGAUGAAGAUGCAGCAUGGGAAUGAUAUUGAUAGCAUUCCCUUUGUUGCAGCGGGUAUAGCAGAGCGCUCCUCCGUCCUCUGUUUCGAUGAGUUUCAGUGUACGGACGUUGCCGAUGCUAUGAUCCUAAGACGACUGAUAGAGAGCCUAAUGGCCCACGGAACCGUUAUUGUCACGACAAGUAACAGACAUCCGAAUGACCUUUACAAAAACGGAAUACAAAGGGAGAGUUUCGUACCUUGCAUCAACCUUCUCAAAACGAGGCUCACAGUCCUGAACCUGGAUUCCUCGACAGAUUACAGGAAGAUCCCACGGCCACCAAGCGGUGUAUACCACCAUCCUCUCGACGCCUCCGCACAAACGCAUGUAGAGAGAUGGUUCCGCUUUCUCGGCGACUUCGAAAAUGACCCCCCACACCCCGCAAUCCAUGAAGUAUGGGGAAGGGAGGUCCGCGUACCGAAGGCUAGCGGGAAGUGCGCCGUGUUCAGUUUUGACGACAUCAUCGGGCGCGCUACGGGAGCAGCCGACUACCUCGAGCUCACGAGACAAUAUGAGGCGUUUGUCAUUACAGGGGUGCCUGGGAUGAACCACAGGUCCAGAGACUUGGCGCGGAGAUUCAUCACUUUUAUAGACGCCGUGUACGAAUCAAGGGCCAAGCUAGUAAUGACCACAGCCGUUCCACUAACGUCGCUCUUCCUCGACCAAGCCGAACUCAACGACGCUGUUACCGCUACACAAAAGGCUGGGAAACUUCCUACGACCGUCUCUCCUUCACCGAAGCCACCGGCCAAGUCUGCGCAAGCGGACGACCAUGAAGCCAUCUCUGACGUAAUGCGCAAUCUCAUGGACGACCUUGGUAUGAACAUGGACAUGUUGAAGAACAGCAGUAUCUUCUCUGGCGAUGAGGAGAGAUUUGCGUUUGCUAGAGCUUUGUCAAGAUUAAGUGAGAUGGGAAGUCAAGAGUGGGUUGAACGCGGACUGGGCCUUGAAAAGAGAGGUGGAAAGGGAGAGAUGGAGGGCUGGCAGAAGGUUAGGAGUAGAUGGAGAGAGGAUAGCAUGUAG
Molecule: messenger RNA, 3459 nt
Organism: Alternaria rosae
Lineage: Eukaryota; Fungi; Ascomycota; Dothideomycetes; Pleosporales; Pleosporaceae
Product: AFG1-like ATPase-domain-containing protein
Exons: 8
Coding region: 1-3459 (1152 amino acids)
Biological process (GO): protein quality control for misfolded or incompletely synthesized proteins
Cellular component (GO): cytoplasm; mitochondrion
Molecular function (GO): ATP hydrolysis activity; palmitoyltransferase activity; protein binding
Source: RefSeq, a predicted model, not a curated record